GUGAUCUUGUACUGUUUCCCUCAUGUUUGAGUGCCACCUUUUAUCUCAUGAACAUUAUCUACUCUUAUCCUUAUGCAUCUUUUGCCAACUUCGGUCAAAAACAAAAACAAGGGUUGCGUCGUUGCGCAUGCAUUUCUUUGCAUAACUACACCACCACCAGUAUUAAGUAGAUCAUCUCGGCCCGCUCUGGUUGCUCCGACCAGCUUUACAACGCUCGCAACCUCAUUAUUUCGAAUCCGCCUUACUUGUGUACGUGUAGUGUUUUUAGCCCUAGCUGCAUCUAUGCUAGUGAGUGGGAUUCCACUGCUUUUGUCUUCAUUUUUACUUUUUGACCAUCCUUAUAUAUUACUUAUCUAUACUUUUCUUGGAAGAAAAAUAACUGCAAAAAAAAUGAAAAUGAGUGUCCUUGCUUGGCCCCAAACUGAAGCAAUUCCUGUCCGCCCCCGCUGGCGGGGACGGGUUGCUGGGCUUUUUCUCGCAAUUCUGCAGUGGAAUUACACGAUAGUUUCACUGUUCGGCAAAGCCGUGCUGGGAAGAACACCUGCAACGACACCCAGUACCGAGCAAGCCAAGUGGGAAAUGCAAGUCGAGCGCACAUUGGACCUGCUGAUCGACCCGCACGUCGACCACAUGCAGAUGUCGCUCGCGGCCCGGGGGCUGCAGAGCGGCCGGAAUUUUGGGUGGAGUGACGAAACCGUGUUGGGCUCCCUGUCCCUGGAGGAUCAUCGCGGCGCGCAGAGCUUAUUUCUGGAGAUUUUGGAGGAACUGAGGAAGGCCAACCUGAGCGGCCACAGCGCGUUCACGACCCGGUACCCGCCCGCACAGGGGGCGCUGUUCAAGUCCAUGGGUUACAUCCUGGAAAAAGCUUGGAAGGUCCUCGCGGGGGCGGGCCAAGACGACACAAAUCCUGUUCUCCCCCCGAUGCACGUGCGGGUCUGCGGACAGGAGGAUGAACUGCAUAGUACUACGCAGAAGAUCGUGAGAAAGUCGUCUGCAGCUACAGCAGCAGCUGACGACAAGAGAGCAACACCAGUCGACGUCGAUCGUGCGCCACAAGUAGAGCACGACGCUGCGCGCUCCGCGUCAAAAGUGGACGGGAUGACGGAACGCUUGGGGCAGUUCAGCCUUGAUGCUGAGGAACAAAGCAGAGCAACGAAGGGCCGCCGCGGCCCGUCAAGUAGAAUAACAACGUCUCCACAAGCAGCAGGAGCUCGAUGUGCGCUUGUGAACGUACUGGGCGAUACGCAUGGGCACUUUUUGGACACGUUGCGCAUUAUCCGAGACAUGGACUUGCUGAAUCAAACGUCCACCCACAUAGUGUUUCUGGGUGAUUACGUUGACCGCGGGCCUAAGAGUAUUGCGGUGCUUACUUUUUUUUUGUUGUUGGCCCAAGAACAUGCUGUCAUGCUACGAAAUACAAGAAGUCAAUGCAUAGGAAGAUUCGCCGUGUGGCGUCUUUCCAUGAUGACAGCAGUGCUGGGGGCUCACUUGGUGGUAUACUAUGCAUGACUUGCCUCUUCGUUGCAUUGAUUUACAUUUUGAUUUUCCGUAAAAUCACAACCGACCUGAGUACCGAACAGGCGAUUUAUUUUUACCCGCAAAUUUUAAAAACCUGCCACCGCACAAAUACAGGUGAGUCCCUCGCGAUGGUGCUGUUUGUCUUUUACUUGAAAGCGCGGCUUCCCGACCGCGUGACGCUUCUUCGCGGCAACCACGAGCUCCCGGGGUUGAAUGGCGCAGACCAGGUGCGGAACGACAACACGUCGAAUUUGAAAGAAGACGUCUUUGCGGUGUUGCGGCCGAGCAGCGUUGCAAGUGUACUCGUAGGGAACAAUUACAAUUCAUCUUCCUCUUCCCGAACAGCAGCUUCUGCGGCGCGGAGAAGAUCUCCGUACGGACCGGAUUCUUGGUUUUAUCAAGCAGUUGGGUCGCACCAGCACCUCCGCACCAGCACCACCCGAGGAGGGCUUUUUCAUGAGAGCGGCGAUAACUACGUUCCCUUCUCCGCCCUCGGCGCGAUGACCACUACACCUUUCGGAGGACACGACCACGAUGGUGGUCCGCUGAGCGGCGAUCUGCAGCGCGUCGAGCUGGCCAUAUCCCAGAGAAAAAAGCUGGCAGGGCAUAUUUGUAAUUACUACAAGGGUGAACGCGCUCCACUCAGUAUGGGUGUAAUGCAAAAAGAAAUACACGCAAAAAUUUGUCAUGGGUGGCCCCAUAGCAUGCUGUUUCGGAUUUACAAUACAGAUUUUUUUGUCUAUUUAUUUUUGCAUUGCAAAUAUGCCACGCCAGCUUUUUUCUGUGGGAUAGGCCACCGUCUUUGUCGAGGAGUUUGUGUAUCGAGAACAGAUAUCAAAUGUAAAAAUGUCUGGGUCUGGAAGGUUGCAACUUGUGAUGCUGUCUUUGGAAGGUAAAAAAAUCUGUAUUGCAUGACCAGGAAGAGGAGUUCAGUUUGUGCUACGCGGAGUGCGCGUUUCUCAUGCGGAAUACGCAUCAGAAGGCCCUUUAAAAAUCUGUGAUGCUCGGCCAGGCGUUACAGGCGUCAUGGGUUGUGCAAAAUAUGCAUGACAAACCUGGCAACCUUCCAGACCCAGACAUUUUUACACUUGAUAACAGAUCAACGGCUUGUUCGGCUAUCUCCCCUACGUCGCCACGGUUUUCGACGAGGUACUUCUCGUGCACGCCGGGAUUUCCGAUUUCAUGCCAGAAGUGAAGAACUUAGCGGGUGGGACGCAGGAGCGGGGGCGCGACAGGAUCAUUAUAUCCGAGGACGACGAGGACCGGGGUCGUGUUGUAGUUGACGGGGAAAAUAAAACCUCUUCCGAAGUUCUUGUGGACAAAGACGAUGCCGCUGUUGAUGAUGUGAUGCUGACUUAUUCUACUGCCUCGUCGGACGACGUUCCAUCUGAGCCGUCCGAGUCUUGUCCUGCGGACGAGAAGGAUGAAUGCGGAAGGAGUUCUGCGGAGCAGGGAAAAGUAUCAGCAGGAGGACCAACAUUAUCUUCUUCAAAGGCGGACACUUGCGCUGUGACCUCGAUGGAGAUGGAUGUGGAACACGGGCGUGACGCGGAGAUGACAGCAAAAGAAGACGUGCAGAAAGAAGAAAUUUGCUUGAGUAGCCAGGGACGGCAAUUGACCCCGUUAACUCCCUCGAUGUUCUCUAGCGCGGCAAGCGCCGCUGAUGUCUCCAGUGCAGCAAGCGCUGUUUUUUCGAGUGCAGCCGCAAGUCCUCGUCGGGUUGAUGUGUCCGAAGAUGAGAUCUCGACGACUUCAUCCGUAGAAAUUCUUGCAAAUAAAACGCAGCCCCCGACGGUAUCAGCGAUGAUCCCUUGUGGGGGUCCUUGUGCAGGAGCUUCUUCACGACUCGAUACAACUGUCACACCACCACAGGGUCUCCAAGCGUCGUUCCUUUCCACGCAAGUGAAGAAGCCUGGUGCACCAGCUGGAGAUGAAGGCGAGUCCCCAGCAAGCGGCGGACUAUUCUUGCGCCGAUUGGAACUACAUCACGACGCAACAUCAAAGCCUACACCACAUAACCCAAGCGCUAAGACCACAGACCAUAAUCCUGCGGCGCGAGCGCUGGAGGUGAUAUCCAGGCCGUGGUUCAAACAGUUCAUCGACCGGACACUAUUCACCGUUCUUGGACAACAGGACGAAGCUUACUGUUCCACCUACAACGCACAGAUGUGGGACCACUGCGUCAAGAGCCGGUGGGACACCAUGUUCACCCGCUUUGUGGAGCACUUCGCGAAGGGCUACGUGCAGGCCGAAGAGGAACAGGAUGUUGAAAAACGUGCAGAUCGCCUUGCCUCGUCAUCUUUUCCUCGGCAGGAUGAGCGACCCGAUGACGGAGAGACCUACGACCGACUGCUCAUUCGCGUUUUCCACCGCUUGCUGGAAUCCUCGCUGGGCACGGAGUUCGCCCGCACGCGCAAGUUUUUGACCUGCUGCGUGCGCGAAACGUUCCUGUUUGCCGAUCCGUGGGAAAAUUCCCUCCAUCGGGGCAAGUUGCUGCCGAGCAAGCCAAAUCACGUCAAGUACGAAAAACAAGGAAAUAAGGCGAUGGAGCAAAAAUCUCUAUUGAGCAAGAGUGGAUCAUCUGUUUCUGGAUCGUCACCAUCUGUGACUCUAUCGACGUCACCGGAACAUCAACCACCAUCACAGGGCCCGACACCUUCCCCUUCUCGAACCCCAAGGGCGUCCCCCGCAGGACCGCCACAACCGGCCCGGCCAAAGCGGGAAUUCAUAGACAAGUCAGUGUACAUGAGCGAGAUCCUCGGGCGAGCCGAGUCGAGCCGCCUGCGCAUGAUCAAUGGCGGCUGGACGAGGGAAGUUACGGAAAAAUUUUUGGAAAAGAAUCAGCUCAAACUGAUCAUUCGCGGACACCAGCCUAGCGGUGAGGACAGCAUCCAUUUCCGGGUGGGACACGACGGGAAACUGAUCCACUUGCUUUCCGCACCGGACUACUACAAAACCUGGGCACGGCACUUGGAACCUAGUCUGGCCACGUACAUCACACUGCGGAGGAAAAAGUUCUCGAAUGAAAGGAAUUAUUCUGGGUGUAAUUUGGACAGUGGUGUAAUAAAACCUCCAAAGCCACAAAAAAUAGAUUCGGCGCAUCAACCUCCGGACUCUAGUGCUCCUGGUGCUGCAGGGCGAGAAGCAGCAGAAGUAGGGUACAUCAUCAUGAGCAUGGAAAAAGACGCAAACGAAGGGCUUCACCUUGUUGAUGUCGAUGAGAAAUCGCGAUUUUCAAUUAAUGGAGAAAAGAAACAACAACGAGAUGUUGGCAAGGUACAACAUGACGCAGGAGCGCGUACAACUGCAGUGCACGGACUGCAUGGAGCUGCAGAUUCAAUGGAGGUCGGUCAUAGCGCGUUAUAUUCGAAUUUCACGACGCCGGGUCAGGUGCCGGAAGGCAGUGCGGAGGAGGCCGGUCGUGAAGCAGCACGAGACCUGAUUGCAGGGACUAAAAAACGGUCCUCCGUGGUCUCAUUAGACGACGAGGGCGACGUGGUAAUGGGCCUUGAAGCAGAACGAGGCGGAUCCGACAGAGAGAAAGGAAAAGAACCUUCCCGGCAAGAACUGGUCGACGCGCGGGUCUAUUCGGAGGAAGAUUGCCCGUCCGUGGAGAGCUGCGUAGAGGAGUUUCCGAAAUUGUCUAAGCACGACCCAGAGUACCUGACCGCCGUGGCGAAUAGGGCUGCCCAAGCUAGUUGUCGAAAGAAAAGAGCGGCCGCACCUGCGAAAAGGGCUGAUGGUAGCUGCGACGACAUCGAAAAUGACAGACACCGGGUGUAUUUCGAAAGCGAAAGCUUGAUGGCGGACGUUUUCCCUAACGUUUCGAAAAGACGUAGAAUCUUGGAAAAGUUGGAGGCCUACAUGCACCAGCUGCGAAAAAUGAACGGUAGGCUCAAUGGCGAGAGUGAUGAAGAUGACGUUGUCAAUGCAAUAGGAGGGGAUCAUGUUGAUCGUCGUCCAAAGCCUACCGCAGGUUCAGGUUGUCCACAAAGCUUGGAACUAAAUCCGGAGCCAGUCAAUAAGAUCGCCGGAAGAAGUAGCAAGUCGCAGCUUUCUGUUGAUCUUUAUGUGUACCAGUCGGUCCGCGGAGGUUCCUCUUCCAAGCCGGCAGAAGCGCGGCCGACAUGGAGCCGGCAACAUUUCGAGAAAGAGAUAGGGUUUGACUACGAAUUCUGCGAAGAAUCGCCAUGGGCCCCUCCCUGUUUACAGGACUUUUAGCUCGAUUUCAUCUUCCCGUGUUAUUGGUUCGGAACAGACCGCAACUGGUGCAACUUCUGCAAUUUUUUUGUUGUCCGCCGUGAUUUUCCCUCUAAAUUCGAUAUAGUUUUCCGUGUGGAAGAACCCUGUAGUGCAAUGCAAAUGAGCAGCUACGGCAGUAGCCUUAUCAUUGAUUUCAGAAAGUCAUUGUCGAUGUCACACAGAAGUCUUUUCUAUGUGCAUUAAAACUAAAUAGAUGUCGUGAUGAAUGAAUGUGAAUGUGCAAAUAGUUUAUCCAGUCUGAUCAUGAAAGGACGCUUUAU
This is a messenger RNA of Amoebophrya sp. A120, 6041 nucleotides long. NCBI's taxonomy places the organism in Eukaryota, Dinophyceae, Syndiniales, Amoebophryaceae. The record is from the annotation of a GenBank genome assembly.